CCAACCUGAGUCGGCCAUGUGGGAAUCCAUUGCCCUUAACCACCAUGCCACCUGCUGGCCCCAAGCACCAUUCUUGCUCAAAGCCUCUGGCACAGGCUGGGGGAUGGGCAUGUGGCCCCCUCCUUAAAUUAAGUGACGAGAGUAGCAGAGGAUCCCCUGGCCAGUUGUCUCUGUUGAUACCUGAGAAUGUGGGCUGGCUGCCUACCUUCCACAAACUCGGGCGCUGUCCCCAUGCCAGACUGUGUCCUAGGCAUGGGCAGAGUGACAGCCAGGCAGGGGUGCCCUCAGGGUGGUAUGAGGGUGAAGAGCAAUGAGGCUAUUGCCCUCUGCUCAGAUUAGGGCUGCUGUGGGCAAAGCCAGGGCUGUGGGGGCUGUCUGAGUUUGGACUGCUGUCACAAAAAUACCGCAGACUGGGUGGCUUCAACAACAGACAUUUCUCACAUUUCUGGAGAUUAGAAAGGCCAAGUGGAUCUCGGUGAGGUCCUUUGUGGCUGGGAGAUGCACACCUUCUCCCUGUGUCCUCACGUGGUGGAAAGAGAUCAUGUCUUGUCUGCUCUUACAAAGAGAAUUCGUGCCCUAAUUACCAUCCCAACGCCCCUCCUCCAAAUGCAUCGGGGACUUGGUCUAAACGUGAGUUUCUUGGUAGGACAUCAAUACGCCGUCCAUAGCAGGGACCCAGACAGGUCAAGGGAAGGAAUGGGGGGCUCCAGAGGCGCCAUUGGCACGGGCCAGGUGGUGAGCGGGGAUGGCCAUUAGGGAACAGCACAUGCAGCUGGAGUGUGGGGAAGGCGGUGGGGACUUGAUCCCGAGGGCCGACUUCCCUAAGGGGAGCUGCGGAGCGGUUCUAAGCUUGGACGUAGCAGGUGGAUGUGCAGAUUAAAGAGAUCAUCCGGGCUGUCAGGUGUAGAAUGGCUGGGAGGAGCGGGCAGGAGCGGAGGUAGGGAAUACGGGUAGCAGCAGUAGGGACAGAUGACAAGGGCAAUAAACUUUAAAUCAAUGAUGACCUACAUAAAAUGCUUAAAAUAAACGCAUCUUACAUAGACAGCUACAUUGCAUUUGUGUAGUUUUAGACACCCAUAUAAUUACCACCCAGAGCAACACAGAACAUUUCUAGUCCUUCCAGAAAAUUCCCUCAUGACUCUGUCUCCAGGGCUUACCCUUCCUUCCCACCCCCGAACCACUGCUCUGAUGUGGAUUAUCACCCGUUGGUUUUGCCUUUUCUCGAACUUCAUUUGCACGCCUUCUGUGUCUGGCUUCUUUCAGCUCAACGCGAUGCCUCAGAUUCAUCUGCGUUGUGUGUAGCCAAGGGCUCGAUUUUAUUUUUAUUUUUAUUUUCUUCCUUUUCUGCAGCUCAGAGUAACCAUUCACUGGAGCGUGCAUUACCGCCGUCCUGAAAACUUGAUUUCUAUUGAUUUCUGUAAACCUCUCAACCCUACGAGGUCCUAAGGCAAAUCCCCAGAGACAGAGAGGUUAAGGAACUGGCCCAAAGAUCACCCAGCCGAUUCAUAGCCACGCCAGGGUUCAAGCGCAGGCCAGUCUGGUCCUGCAGCCAAGAUUUCUAGCUGUGUCGUGUGCCGCACCUCGUGUGGGUUCGAUGGGUUCGUGUGAACUUCCAAGCCCGGGUGCCGGGGUGUAGUCGGAGGGAGAGGGAGGAAGGCGUUGAGGACGACUACAGGUUUCUGGCUUCAGUAACUGGGUGGGUGGCAGCUCUGUUACUAAGAUAGUGAACACAGGAAGAGGGACAGAUGGCAUGGGGGGUGGGGAAUGGAGACAAGGGGUUCGAUUUGGGGCCUGUGGAAUUUGGUUUCCAGGGGACAGCCAGGCGGAGAUACCAGGUGGGCAUUCGGUCCUGGGGGUGUCUCGGGGCUCAGGCGUUGGGGGCCACUGAGCACCCUGCCGACGCAUGGGGAGUGUGGGAAAGGACGGGGUCUCUUGUCAGGACGGGUAGGGACAGGAUGUGUGGGGGGUGUCGUCCACGUCUGGGUCCUGUAUGUCUGAGCGGCUGUGGUCUCCGCGUGUGCGCCUGUGUGCCUGGGCCUGGACUGGGAGGCCCCAUCUCCGGGGAGAGCCUGCAGGUCAGCUGGGAGCUGGCUUGUUUUUGUUUGUGGUUUGACCCUGGGGGUGGGGGUGGGGGGUGCCAAGCCUGAGAAACUACUCGCUGUGAAGCCCCCGGAAACACCUGCGAGUCCUCUUCCCCCAGGCCUUGGGUGGGGGGAGUUGGCCUGGGAGAGCCGUUUCUUGCAUCACACUCUCCUGCCUGUCGAGGGGAGGCUGUUCCUGGGGUGAACUUUAUCUGGCUGUCUGUCCCCAGACCCCGGAGUGCCCCUGCACCACCAUGACCGGGCUGCUGAAGAGGAAAUUUGACCAGCUGGAUGAGGACUCCUCCUCGUGCAGCUCCUCCUCCUGCUGCCACUCUCGCUCCUGCUCCUUGAGCUCAUCUGACUCCCCUGCCUGGGACUCAGAUGAGGACAGCCCCCGGAAUCAGACACCCCUGCCUGACCGUGACUGCUGUGGCCUCCGGAGUUUCACCCCCUUGUCCAUCCUGAAGCGGGCCCGCCGCGAGCGCCCGGGCCGCGUGGCCUUUCGUGGCAUCACUGUCUACUACUUCCCUCGGUGCCAGGGCUUCACCGGCGUGCCCAGCCGUGGAGGCUGUACUCUGGGCAUGGCCCCUCGUCACAGCGCCUACCGCCACUUCUCCUUGGCCGAGUUUACGCAGGAGAAAGAGCGGGCACGGCGCGAGAAGCUGCGCCAGCGUUUGAAGGAAGAGAAGCUGGAGCUGCUGCAGUGGAAGCUCUCGGCUGCCCCGGUCCCUGAGGCAGAAGCAGGCCCGCCGCUCACUGUGGACGCCAUCGAUGAUGCUUCCGUGGAGGAGGACUUGACCGUGGCCGUGGCAGGCGGCCGGUUGGAGGAAGUGAACUUCCUGCAGCCCUACCCAGCCCGGCAGCGGCGGGCUCUGCUGCGGGCUGCAGGCGUUCGAAGGAUCGAUCGCGAGGAGAAGCGGGAGCUGCAGGCGCUACGCCGGUCCCGGGAGGAUUGUGGCAGGGGCUGCGAUCGGGUCUGUGACCCUGAGACCUGCAGCUGCAGCCUGGCGGGCAUCAAGUGUCAGAUGGACCACACGGCCUUCCCCUGCGGCUGCUGCAAAGAGGGCUGUGAGAACCCCCAGGGCCGAGUGGAAUUCAACCAGGCCCGAGUUCAGACCCAUUUCAUCCACACACUCACCCGCCUGCAGCUGGAGCAGGGAGCUGAGAGCCUCGGGGAGCUGGAGAACCCUGCCCGGAGCAGCCCACUCGGCCCUGGCGAGCAGGCCCCGGCCUCCACUUUCCCACUGGCCAAGCCCCCCGUUAGCAGUGAGCUGGGUGACAGCAGCUGCAGCAGCAGCAUGACUGAGUCCUCCACAGCGUCUUCCUCCAUGUCGGGCACCAGCGAGGCCCUGGAUGGCCCCUCCCACCCGAGCCUGCCCGGCCCUGCCUUCCAGCCUGGCAUGGAUGAUGACGGCCUGGCACGGAUUCUGAGUUUCAGUGACUCCGAGCUCGGCGGGGAGGAGGAGGAGGAAGAGGAGGAGAGGGGUGUGGGGAACCUGGACAACCUCAGCUGCUUCCAUCUGGCUGACAUCUUUGGCACCGGUGACCCCGGCAGCCUGGCCAGCUGGACUCACAGCUAUUCUGGCACGAGCCUCGCAUCGGGCAUCCUGGAUGAAAACGCCAACCUGGAUGCCAGCUGCUUCCUGAAUGGUGGCCUUGAAGGGUCAAGAGAAGACAGCCUCCCUGGCUCCUCGGUACUGCCCAGUACGGACGCCGGCCAGAGUAGCUCGGUGGACCUCAGCUUGUCUUCCUGCGACUCCUUUGAGCUGCUUCAGGCUCUGCCAGAUUAUAGCCUGGGGCCUCACUACACCUCCCAGAGGGUGUCUGACAGCCUGGACCACCUCGAGGCACCCCACUUCCCCUUGCCCGGCCUCUCUCCGCCUGGGGAUGCCACCACUUGCUUCCUGGAGUCCCUCAUGGGCUUCUCUGAGCCCGCCACCGAGGCCCUGGCUCCUUUCGUUGACGGUCAGUUCGAGGACGCUGCCCUGAUGUCUCUGAUGGAGCCCGUGGCGGUGUGAGGCCCCAGGGGCCUUUCCCCAGCCCCGAGAGCCUUGUCGCUGCUUUUUCUGUAACUGGAGGCUCCCAGGGUCUCUAUGAAAUAGUCCCUGUUGGCUGGCUCCCCCCAGGUGCCCCGAGAACACUCCUGGUUUUCGUGCAACACUCUGGAUUUAUUUAUUUUUUUUUAAACUUUCCUGUGCCGGAGAGAGACUGGGCAAGGGGCUCCCCCUUUCCGCCGCCCGGCCCUCUCUGCCCACACAGCGCGCUCCACCUCCGCAUCGCGUCCUGGGAAGAGGAGAAAAUGAGCUCUCCCGGAGCUUUUCAGUCUUCGUGUGACGUCCCUCAGCCCGAAGACAGUGAGACAGGCCGAAGUCAGCCACCUCUGGCUUCUCCUGCCACCUGAGCCCCGUGCCCACGGGCGCUGGAUCCUCCGGACUGUGAAGACUAAUUUAUUUCCAUAAUUUAUUUGGAGGCUUUGGCUGCUCUCCUCUGGCUGGGGGGCAGUGCUGGGGCCAGGGGUAGUCCUUUUUGCCUUCUGGUCCUGCACUUUGCCCUGCCUGGGCUUUGGUGUAGACCUGUGGCCAGUGUAGACCAGGGAUGUGUUCAAGCCCCGCUGUUGGAUGACCAAGCAGGCAGGGGCUGGUCAGAGACAGUGACUGGGCAGAGGGAGGGGCUUGGUGACCAGCUGUGACCAAACUCCCUUCUGCCCCUGGCAGCCCCUCUGCUUCCUCCCCUCUGUCCCAUCGCCCCUCUCCCCACAGAGAGCCGGAGGUGCAAAGCCUGCCCCAGUCCAUGUUCUCAGGGCUCUGAGCAUCACACUCCAGCCUGGCACACCAGCCCGUGCCCUGAGGCGAGGGGUGGCCCCAAGGGCCCGUGCGCCCUUCGGUAUGUUUGCUGUUACUGAAUUUGGCGUCGUUAUUUCUGUGCUGUCUCUGAGUGGCAGAACUAUAAUUUAUUCAUUUUUCUCUGUCUGUGCCAAGAAACUCAGGCUCUGGGCCUGCCCCUUGCCCGGGAGGCCUUGCCAGCCUGCGUGCUUUUGGGAACACCUUGUACCUGAGCUCACAGGUACCAAUAAAGAAGCUCUAUUUUUAA
Messenger RNA from Tupaia belangeri chinensis (Chinese tree shrew), 5171 nucleotides. RefSeq names its product cysteine and serine rich nuclear protein 1 (gene CSRNP1). The coding region runs from base 2336 to 4099 and encodes 587 amino acids. Gene Ontology annotation, biological process: regulation of transcription by RNA polymerase II. The transcript is spliced from 5 exons. The record is from RefSeq and is a predicted model, not a curated record. Gene Ontology annotation, cellular component: nucleus. NCBI's taxonomy places the organism in Eukaryota, Metazoa, Chordata, Mammalia, Scandentia, Tupaiidae. Gene Ontology annotation, molecular function: sequence-specific DNA binding; DNA-binding transcription factor activity, RNA polymerase II-specific.